Molecule: messenger RNA, 3136 nt
Organism: Sciurus carolinensis (gray squirrel)
Lineage: Eukaryota; Metazoa; Chordata; Mammalia; Rodentia; Sciuridae
Gene: Rhou
Product: ras homolog family member U
Exons: 3
Coding region: 119-904 (261 amino acids)
Biological process (GO): small GTPase-mediated signal transduction
Molecular function (GO): GTP binding; GTPase activity
Source: RefSeq, a predicted model, not a curated record
GGGAAGCCGGGCGGAGCAGGCUCGGCCACCUCGCGGCCGCGGGCAGAGCCGCCCCGCGCAGCGGCCACCUCGCGCCUUUGUCCGCCGCGGCAGCUGGUCCGCGCCCCGCGGCCACGCGAUGGCCCCGCAGCAGGGGCGGCCCGCGCUGCCCGGCCGCUGCGAGCCGCCGCCCGCGCCGCCCGUGCCUCCUCGCCGGGAGCGCGGGGGGCGCGGGGCGCGCGGGCCCGGGGCUCAGGGGGGCCGGGGGCGCGCGGGCGGCGCCGAGGGGCGCGGCGUCAAGUGCGUGCUGGUCGGCGACGGCGCGGUGGGCAAGACCAGCCUGGUGGUGAGCUACACCACCAACGGCUACCCCACCGAGUACAUCCCCACCGCCUUCGACAACUUCUCGGCUGUGGUGUCAGUGGACGGGCGGCCUGUGAGACUCCAGCUCUGUGACACAGCAGGACAGGACGAGUUUGACAAGCUGAGGCCCUUGUGCUACACCAACGCGGACAUCUUCCUGCUGUGCUUCAGCGUGGUGAGCCCCACCUCCUUCCAGAACGUCAGCGAGAAGUGGGUGCCCGAGAUCCGGUGCCACUGCCCCAAAGCGCCCAUCAUCCUGGUGGGGACACAGUCCGACCUCAGAGAAGAUGUCAAAGUGCUCAUCGAGCUGGACAAAGGCAGGGAGAAACCAGUGCCCGAGGAGGCAGCCAAGCUGUGUGCCGAGGAAAUCAAAGCCGCCUCCUACGUGGAGUGCUCCGCCCUGACUCAGAAAAACCUCAAGGAGGUCUUCGACGCAGCCAUUGUGGCCGGCAUCCAGCAUGCGGACUCCCAGCAGCAGCCCAGGAAGUGUAAGAGCAGGACUCCAGACAAAGUGAGGGACCUGUCCAGGUCCUGGUGGAGGAAGUCGUGCUGCCUGGCCUAGGCGGCCACGGGCACCCAUGCCUGACGACUCACCCCAGAGCCCCCAGGUGGCCUGUGCUCCGCUGGCCUGGCUUUAACAUCCCUGUCUGUUUACGUCCAUGUGAGAUAAGUCAGUUGAAGAAGUUGUGGUUUAAGGGCGUCCCUGACUCUGGAAGUUCAGAGCUCUCGCCUCUGGAUUGAUUUACGUCUGAUAAGAAAAGGGCUGAGAUCUGCUGUCAGGAUGGAGAUUUUAUUGUUGUCACGGUGUCGGCAGGACAGAUGGGGACAGUGAUGCGCCCUCUGGAUGGAGGCUGCUGGGGCCUGUGCCUCACGGUACAUCAGCCCUGUGGGAACAGCGCUCCCUGAGACGCAGUGACCCCACCUUCGCCGAGAUGAAGGUGUGGGAAAUGACCGGGUGCGUCUGCUGCAAACCUCAGGCCGCCUCGGUGUUGAGCGAUGCUCAGUUGCCUCAGACCUUAAAAGCUGGCACAGCAUAGGUGGAAGGACAGGGCACGUGGGAUUCCCGUGCCAGGUCAGUCCUGCCCACAUGCAGUGCACACCGCCAGACGCCCUGAGCAGCUGCAGGGUGCGAUGGGCAGAGGUCACAUGGUGCUUUUGACCCUCGGGGCAGGCCUUGCAGGACCUCGGCAUCCACACUCUCAUGGCCCCUCUGCAGGAGAGCAAACUCCUGAAAGGCCAGCACGGAUUCUGUGGGACCUGGGAUCCUUCUUUCCUAGGUCCUUGUCUGUGCACACGCACGUGCAGGCAGCUGUGUUUCUUGCAUGUUCAAACUUCUACACGCUAAUGGGAAGCAGGUCGAGCAACUGCUGCCCUCUUCUCUACUUCCUUGAACAGAUCUCUUAUCAUACCCUGGAUGUACACACUUUAAGACCAACUUAAAACAAAGCUAAAGGGAACAUCUCUUGAGAGCUGCUAGAACAACCAGCCAGGUGUCUGGUAACUUCUGGCCAGAGCUGAACCGGUCUGCACAGGACCCCUCAGGUGCUACCUGGCUGCCUGAUGAGCUGAGCCCGUCUGCACAGGACCCCUCGCCUGCCUCCUGGCUGGGGACCACGGCAGCAUGUUAGCAUGUGUCCUCCUAGGAGUCUUGAUGCCCACCCUCCCGGAGGCAGUCCUACAAGCGUCCUCUAAUGCUGCAGCAUCGUGGUCUGAGAAGUCACAGGCAGCCAGGCCCAAACCAUGGCACGAGGUGACCAGAGACCACUUCAUUGAGCAGCUGGGGACGUCUCUGUGAACCCAUCGGGACAGUCCCAGCACCCCAGCCUCUCUUUUAUGUUUAAAAAAAAAUCUUAUGUUGUAUUUUUCUAUCAAAAACAGUGCAAGGUCAGGCCAUACUUUAGGUUAGGGGCUUCUUUAUUCCUGUAGUGAGAUGAAAGAAACCCUUUGUUUAACAAAGGUUAAUCUUUAAACCACUAGAUGCACAGACUUUACUGAUGAUUUUCAGCACGUUGACGUCGGCAUCAGAGGUUCCAGAAGCACUUCCUUCCAACCUGAGCAAGUGAAGUUACUUUGCUUGAGAUGCUGAGUCUGACCCACGCUGCAGCCUCUAUGCCGUCCAGUGCACAUGGCCCUGGUGCCCAGCGAGCAGUUAAACAGGAGAGCAAGAGCAGCAGACACAGGCGGGCCGGUCCAUGGAUGAGGCCUGGGAAUCAAGUGCCAAGCCUUUGCAUUUGGCAGGAAGUGGGGCGUGGAGAAUGCCCAGGGCCCGGCGUGGCCAGCACUGUGUCCUGGACCUUCAGCACAGCAGUCGAGCGGGCAGCUGCACCGGGAGGGCCUAGGUGUGGCUGUGCUGGAGGGUUCCCUCCACCAUGCUUGUGAAACGGGUCCUGGCUGAGCAUCAUUUAAAGUGUGUGCCUGAGUCAGUGCAGGGUCUGCUUCAGAGCCUGGGCUGAGGGGCCCCUUAGUUAGCAGAGAGUAUUCUGCAUGCAUGCUGACCCCGCAGUCCAGGCCAGCUCCGUGGCCUAACCCUGUCCUGGGCCCAAGACCUAUCAUCUCUUCCACCACAGGCACAUGAGGGGGCCUUUUAUAAUGUGUUCUGUGCUUGGCAGCCUCAGGAGGGGCCAUCCAGAAACCCCAGGCCAAAGUGGGCACUGGUCUGCUCCCGAUGGGCCUGCCUGGUGUCUGCCCACUGCGCCCUCCUUCCUCCAGGGAUCAGCGAUGCCAGCACUCAUAUUUGAACAUGCUGUAAAUGAGACAGUGUGAAAUAAAUUCUGACCCGAGGGUGUCACUUCUA